Messenger RNA from Paramecium sonneborni, 1842 nucleotides. Lineage: Eukaryota; Ciliophora; Oligohymenophorea; Peniculida; Parameciidae. The record is from the annotation of a GenBank genome assembly.
AUGAAUUAAUAGAACAUUAUUGAAUUCUAUCCAAGGAUAGUGGAACAGUUGAAACCAAUACUUUUAAAUUUAUACAGAAAUGAAACUUUACAAAAUUAUCAUAGCAUAAUUCAAUAAAUAAAAACAAAAUUUGUUCUCCCAGAAUAAAUACCAUUGUUUGUUUUUCCAAAUGCCGAAAAACUAUCAGAAUUCUUUUUCUAAAAUUAUUAACCAAUAAUUUUGGAUAUAACAUCUCUGUAUUAGAAACCGAAUGUUAAAAUAAAAUUAUAUAAGAAUGCUAUAUAUUUUGGAGAGCUCUAUUAAGACAUGAGAUAAGGACAAGGAGUUCUUAUAAAAGAGAACAAUUAAAUAUAUGAAGGGUAUUUUGCACUUGAUAAAAAAGAUGGGAUAGGUUUUGAAAUAUUAAAAGGGAAUACAUUUUAUCAUGGACAUUACGUUUAAGGAUUUCCUCAUGGAGAAGGUGUUUAUAAGUCUAAAUCCCAUUCAUAUAUAGGUUAAUGGUAACAUGGAAAGAAAGUAUAAUAAUUAAACUAUUAUAAGUGUGGAAUUGGAUGGAGUGUUGGAAAUAACAAUGAUUAUUUUUUAGGAAGUUGGGAGAAUGGAAAAUUUUAUGGAUUGGGUUUACAUAUUUUUGAUUCGUUGUAUGAAUUAUUUCAAGCUAAAUAGAUAUUUUGGUGAAUUAAUUAAUGAUCUAAAAUAUGGUUAUGGGGAAGAAUAUUUUCCGGAAGGUGACAUUUAUAAAGGAUAAUAUAAGAAUGGAGUACCAAAUGGAAAGGGAAAAUAUAUUUGGAAAAAUGGAAAUUCUUAUUAAGGAGAGUUUUAAAAUGGUUUAAGAUGGGGAGAAGGAUUUUGGGAAUAAAAAACUGAAAAGGGAAUAUAGUUCUAUAAAGGUUAAUAUGUGAAUGAUAAGAAAAAUGGACAUGGUCAUUUUCAUUAUUCAAAUGGUACAGAGUAUAUUGGAGAAUUCAAUGAAGAUUAAAGACAUGGAUUUGGUUAAAUUAUUUGGCCAGAAAAAGCUAUGUAUAAAGGUAAUUGGAAAUAUGGAUUAAUGGAUGGAGAAGGGAUUUAUACUAAUGAAAAUAAUAAAUUAUAAGGUAUUUGGAAAAACAAUUAAUUUAUUUCCUAAGAAAAAGUUAGACUUUCUUUAAAUUAAUUUCCACUAGUAAACUAAUUGAAAGAUAUUGUUGAAGAUGAAGAAAUUUUAUCUUAAAUUGCAGAAGAACCAGAUAAUGAAAAAAUAGGUGACAUUUUUAAGAAGAUUACUUUAUAAAGUAAAACAACAUUAAGUAUAUCUGAUAUUUCAAAAUUACCUUAGCUUACAUCACUUUAGAAAUAAUUAGAUUUGUCUUUAUGUUGCUAAGCUAAUUCAUUCACAAAUUAAAGAACUUCAUCAAUAGGCAUUUAAACUGAAGUUAAUUCAACAAAAAAAAAAUUAAUUACUGAAUUGCCCUCUAUUACAAAGAGAAAACAUAUUUUAUCAAGUUAUAGAAUUGAUAGUAAAAAAAUCAUUUCCAAAAAUAAUUUGAGAGAAUCUUUUACAAAUACUAAUUCUCCUAAUACUAGAGAAAAUGAAUUUUAAAAUUAUAGUGUUCAUUAAUCUUAAGAAAAAAAACCAAGUAAAGUUAAAUAAAGAUUAAAUUUGCUUUCAAAAUUUGAAGAAAAAGUUUUAAAAAUAAGACUUGAAAAAUAAAAAUUAAGUCCUCAUAAAUUUGAGAAUUUAUGGAGUAAAAAAGUAUAUAAAAUUUUUUAAUAUAUUAGGUUGUAAAUUAAGCGAGAUCAAUAAUAUAUCCUCCUGUUUGGAUUCCCCCUUCUUUCCAUCCUUAAUUGUGUAGAAAGUUUUGA